Tuber melanosporum (Perigord truffle) is the source of this 4250-nucleotide messenger RNA. RefSeq lists its product as uncharacterized. Lineage: Eukaryota; Fungi; Ascomycota; Pezizomycetes; Pezizales; Tuberaceae. Gene Ontology annotation, molecular function: hexosyltransferase activity; UDP-glycosyltransferase activity. Gene Ontology annotation, biological process: carbohydrate metabolic process. The record is from RefSeq and is a predicted model, not a curated record. The coding region runs from base 1 to 4092 and encodes 1363 amino acids. The transcript has 7 exons.
AUGGGCUCCGACGACGAGAGGUCGAGCUCUCCCGCUCGUAAACUCUGCCACACUCUAGGCAGAAGCGGUAGCAAGAAGAAGAAGAGGUUCAUUCCCUUUAGAUCUACUUCAAACGCUACUCAGUCUAUGCAGCUUCCACCUCGCUUCUCCCCCGAAGACGAUUCACAAACCGACGUUUGUGCAGCUACGGAGGGGACACCCUUUAACAUGAACCAGAGCUUCUUCCAAAUCCUCACAGCGACAACUACUCGUAUGAGCUCUCGGUUCGGCGACGAGGAUUCGGAUGAUGAAGGUUAUACCCACUCAGAACCAACGACUCCUACUGCGGAGACUACGGGAAAAAAUAAAGCAUCUGCGGAUAAACACUUGGUUGAUAAGGGAUCUAAGCUUUUCCGUCUCGAUUCAAUAGAAGAGUCACGGAAGGGCAGGGAAAGGGAUGAUGAUGAUGCGGAUCCCAAUGAAGAAGAUACCUCCCCGUUGACCCGCGUCGUCUCCAAUAGCUCGGCUCCGUAUAUGAGUCAAAUUUUGCAAGCACAGGCGCAGAUGAACUCUGCGAAUUUUGCUGUUGCCGCUCAACUAAAAGAGGCUGAGAUGUUUGAGGAUGGUGAAGGUGAACCUAAGGAUCAUCCAGAUUUGGCGAAGAGACUUACGGAGAUCUUUAACCUCCCCCAGACAGAGGAAGUAAUAUCAGAGUAUCCCUGUUGGCUUCUGAAGAGUGUCUUGCUACAGGGCUAUAUGUACAUUACUACUCGGCAUAUAUGUUUCUAUGCUUACCUCCCACGGAAAGAUAACGUCGUCCUGAAAUCGGGCUAUCUAGCAAAACGAGGGAAAUCAAAUGUCAAGUACAACAGAUACUGGUUUAUCCUAAAAGGGGAUGUUCUCUCUUACUACACUGAUCCCUCCGACCUAUAUUUCCUCAAUGGCAAUAUUGACCUACGAUACGGCGUUCAAGCUAGUCUAGUAGAAGGCAAGGGCAAAGAGGGCACAGUAACCUUCAUUGUUGCUACUGACCAACGAAAGUACUGCUUCAAAGCCGAUUCCGCGGCAAGUGCCAAGGAAUGGGUCAAAGCGCUUCAAAAAGUGAUAUUUAGAUCGCACAAUGAGGGUGACAGUGUCAAAAUAUCGAUCCCCGUUGAGAAUGUGAUUGAAGUAGAAGAAAGUCCCGUCUUGGAGUUUGCGGAUACUUUUAAGUUGAAGGUUGUUGAUAACGGCGACACCUACGCUAUUGACGAGUACUUCUUUUCAUUCUUUAGUUUCGGAAAGGACGCGUUGAAUGUGCUCCGAUCCGUAGUCGAAGAUUCACCUGCGUCAAAACUACCAAAAGACAUAUUCACGGGCUCUGCGCCUGGGUCACCCAAACUCAGUGCUCCAUCGGCGGCAACCCCGGUUCUAAAGGAGCACGUACGCGAUACUCUGUCUCCACCGUCCCCAGCAGACAGUGGUAGAGCGAGUCCAAGGCCAAGCGGAGAAUUUUCUCGUCCUAGUAUCGAGUUUGGUCGUCGCAGCCUCGACAUCAGCCAGGAAUCACUCAGACGAUCAGGGUCACCCGCCCGGCAUAGCACGGAUUUAAAUCGCCAUACCCGAACUUCCGGUGCCUCUCAACCAACCUCUCCAAACCGGCCCUUCUCCUCCGAGUCGAUUAUCCAAUCCUUCGGAGAAUCCUCGGACGCCAUCAGGUUAUCUUCAGAUGAAGAAUAUGGGAACUCUGCUAGCAACAUUUUGGAUCGUAGUGAUGUUUUUCAAUCGCCUACUCUUAAGAAGCCAGAUCAGAGCGAAGACCUUCGGAGAUCUAACUCUGCCAAAGGGGCAAGAACAUACUCGCCCCACCCCAGGCUGAGGCUUGGUAGUGGGAAAAAGACCCGGGGGUCUACCACGGGGUCGGGUUCUGAUACCGAAGCUACUGGAAAGGCAUCUCCACGCCUUCAGGACAUUGCUAAGUCAGGGAGUUUUCCUCUACAACGUGCGGCCGAUUGGGCCGAUUGGAUGAAGAAACGCUCCAAGAAGGUGGGGGUCAUGAUAGCUGCACAGCCUAUGAGUUACUUGGAGAAGGUGUCUGAUAUGUGGGUCGGGGGGAGAAGGCAUUAUGGUGGAGGGGCCAUGGGUAUGAUGCCGAAUGAAGAAGUCGAGGAUGUCGAUGACGAUGACGACGAGACCUACCAUGAAGAGCGGUUCAGGGCACGUUUUUCACUGCCGUCCACAGAGAGGUUGCAGGCAGUAUACUUUGGGUAUCUACACCGAGUCUUGCCGUUGUAUGGAAAAAUUUAUCUGAGUAAUCGCAACUUUUGUUUCCGGAGCCUCCUACCAGGGACCAAAACUAAGAUGAUUUUACCCUUGAAAGACAUCGAGAACGUGGGCAAGGAGGAGGGAUUCCGGUUUGGAUACUCAGGGCUUGUGGUUACAAUCCGGGGCCAUGAGGAAUUGUUUUUCGAGUUCGGGAACGUCGAGACAAGGGAUGACUGUGCCAUCACCUUGUUGCAAGGCCUGGACGAUCUGAGGGUACUUCAGCAAAGCGGGAUUUUGACGCGCGAGGAGAAGGAAGGGGCGGAAUUGGCAAAGCAAGAGCACCAAAUGCUGCAAGAUGCACGCCAGAUAGGUCACAACAUCCAUGAUACCCAACUUCCAACUGCCACAAACGAGGCGAACUGCCCACUCAACGCGCCACCUAUCGUUUUCGACGAUCCCCAUGGAUCUAUAAUUAAUUUUAAGCCCGCAGAAUCCAUGAGGAUUACUUGUUUAACGAUUGGCACACGGGGUGAUGUCCAGCCCUUCAUCGCCCUUUGCAAAGGGUUCAUGGCUGAGGGCCACAAAACCAGGAUUGCGACACACCUAGAGUUUAAGGACUGGAUCGAGGGCUUUGGCAUCGAGUUUGCGCCAGUUGAUGGCAACCCUGCAGAGUUGAUGGCGAUAUGUGUUGAAUAUGGCAUGUUUACUGUCGAUUUCAUGAAACACGCUACAUCUACGAUGCGAGGUUGGCUUGACGGCUUGCUCCUGAGCUCCUGGAUAGCCUGCCAAGGCUCUGACCUUCUGAUCGAAAGCCCCAGUGCUAUGAGUGGAAUUCACAUCGCAGAGGCCUUGGGAAUCCCAUACUUCCGCGCUUUUACUAUGCCUUGGACUCGAACUCGGGCUUAUCCCCACGCUUUUGCUGUUCCAGAGCAUAAGAUGGGAGGAGCAUACAAUUACUUCACAUAUGUAAUCAUUGACAACGUGUUUUGGAAAUCCACAGCAGGCCAAAUCAACAGAUGGAGAAAAAACCACCUGGGGCUUCCUAGCACUUCGCUAGACAAAUUACAACCCAACAAGGUUCCGUUCCUGUAUAAUUUCUCGCCUUCAGUGGUUAUACCCCCGCUCGAUUACAGCGAUUGGAUCCGCGUCACAGGUUACUGGUUUUUGGACACCCAAACUGAUUGGAGGCCCUCAGUGGAGUUGACGGAUUUUAUUCGGAAAGCUCGUGAGGAAGGAAAGAAGCUUGUCUAUGUCGGAUUCGGGUCUGUCACUGUGGCCGAUCCACAUGCAAUGACACGGACAGUUGUAGAAUCAGUAUUGAAGGCAGACGUGAGGUGUAUCUUGUCCAAGGGCUGGUCUGACAGGCUUUCCAAGAGCAAGAGUGCGGAAGAGCCAGAGGUUCCCAUACCGCCGGAGAUUCAUCAGAUCAAGUCCGCCCCCCAUGACUGGCUUUUCAAACAGAUCGAUGCCGCUGUACACCAUGGCGGUGCUGGAACCACUGGCGCGAGCCUUAGGGCAGGAAUCCCAACUAUUGUCAAACCAUUCUUUGGAGACCAAUUCUUUUUUGGCAAUAGGGUCGAAGACCUCGGAGUUGGGAUCUGUGUCAAGAAACUCAAUACUAGUGCAUUCUCGAAGGCGCUCUGGGAAGCAACUCAUAACGAGAGGAUGAUAGCCAAAGCAGGUUUACUGGGAGCACAAAUCCGGAAGGCAAUGGAGACUGCAAUUCAAGCAAUCUACCGCGACAUGGAGUAUGCCCGUACUCUUAUCAAGAAGCAUACAACGGACACCCACGAUGAAUCGGAAGAGUCGUGGACGUUUGUUGGGGACGACUCUGAGCCUGAGCAGCCCCAUCGCCAUGCAACUAUUUAGAAGGUUCCUAUCAGCAGAUUUGCUGAUUUUAGACGUCUUUUUGCUGUUAUCUUCUCUUUUCUUUUUUCCGGGGGGUUAUUGGAACUCGAAGGUUGGUUGGUUGAAAGGUUUGGUGGGGAGUAUAUUCAGGGAGGAUGAGAAGGGCACUGCCGGUUUUU